Molecule: messenger RNA, 361 nt
Organism: Trypanosoma grayi
Lineage: Eukaryota; Euglenozoa; Kinetoplastea; Trypanosomatida; Trypanosomatidae
Exons: 1
Source: RefSeq, a predicted model, not a curated record
CGGUAUCGGCCGCUAUCACCGAGGUAUGGAGCUCUCCCCAGAGCAUGCCGACGCCGGGGGGCUCAGAGAGGCGGCCGCCGCUCAGCGCACCUCUCGGGUCGCGCGGGGACAGCGUCCACAACGCGUCGACGCUGGUGGAUUGUGCGUCUGACAACGACAACGUCAACGUUGACGACGACUGCAACAAUGAUGACGACGACGCGCGCUUCGCGUCGGCGCGCAGCAUGAACGAAAGCCUCUUCAAGCAGUUACUGCCGGCCCCCGCGCCGCAGCGCUUCCGUGCACAGGACAGCGUGAGCCUCGCUAGCGAGCCGUUCGCCGCAAGCGACGCGUUCAUGUCGUGCCGCAGCCUGCGGCGCAU